Molecule: messenger RNA, 2612 nt
Organism: Thecamonas trahens ATCC 50062
Lineage: Eukaryota; Apusomonadida; Apusomonadidae
Exons: 2
Coding region: 1-2469 (822 amino acids)
Source: RefSeq, a predicted model, not a curated record
AUGCAGAGCGUGCUGCCCAAGGUGCAAGCACUUGGAUAUGAUGGACCAUUGCUGUGGGAUGAUGUGACGUCAUUGACGGCAUCCGAGGCAAAGCAAGAAGUGCUCAAGAUGGUCGGCACAGUCGUGGCCCACUACGAGGACUCGUGGGCGUGGGAUGCCCCGCUUGACAUGCACAAGGUCGUCGACAUGGUCAACACUCUCCUUGACAAGGUUGAGUCUCAUCGUGGUGGUGGCUACAUCUCAAAGCAGGCAAACAAGGCUCGCGCCAGGGAAGCCCGUCUCUCCAUCUCCCGACUCGACGCAUCGCGCCGCGAGUCGCUCAAUGCCUCCACCGCCCGUCGUGACUCGUUCAACGCCUCGCGUCGCAUCUCCUUUGGAGGCGACGGCGACGGCGAUCGUGAUCGCUCGCGCUCGCGCUCGCGCUCGCGCUCUCGUUCUCACUCGCGUCAUGGCCGCCGCUCGCUCGGGGGUGCCUCGGCCGGCAUGGCCACAGGCGCUACCAGGGCCAAGGUCGCCCGCCGCAAGUCGAUGCUCGCUUCGGGUGCUUCUCGCAUCCGCCGCAAGUCGCUCGGCGUCAACUCGCUCGCCCGCGACAACUCGUCCGCCUCCACCCCGUACGGCAAGGAGAACGCAGCCAAGUACAACUACGCCGAAGACGGGCCCGACUCGGGCUUCAAGCCGCACCGUGCCCUCGCCCGCACUCCGGCCAAGCGCAGCUCGGCCCGCAAGCCGCUCCGCGAUACCACUCAGCAGCCGAGCCUCGACUGGGAGCCUGAGCCCAUCGAGCUCUCCAAGUCAUUCGCGGCCUCGCUCCGCGCAUCUGGCCACGCCCUCGAUUCUCCGCCCGCGCCCGCCCCUGCCCCUGCCCCUGCCCCUGCCCCUGCCCCUGCCCCUGCCCCGGCUCCGAGCUCAACCUCAACGUCAGCACACGUUUCUAUGCUCGCACCUGCACCUGCACCCGCACCCGCAUUGACUCUGGCCCAGGCCCCAGUCCCGGCGGCCACCGACUUUGACCUUGAUCUCUCCAUCGAUCCAUUCAAGCCAAGGCGCAACCUCCCGUCGUCACCAGCCCCGGCCCCGGCCGCGGCCCCAGCACCAGCCCCAGCCCCGGCCCCAGCUCCGGCUCCGGCCCCUGCUCUCGUCGACUUUGACAUCGAUCCUUCCGUCGACCCGUUCAAGCCCACUCGCACUCUUCCGGCAUCGCCGCCUGCGGUCGCGGCCACGGUUGCAGCUCCGGAUCCGACGGAGGUGUUCAAGCCGUCGCGAACGCUGCCGCGGUCGCCGCCGCCUGCCGAGGCCUUCCAGCCAUCACGGACGCUGCCGCGCUCCCCAGCCAUCCGGUCGCCCGCUGCGCCAAGCUUGUCAGCAGCCGCACCUGACUCGUCGCUCCGUGCUUCACUUAAGGGCUCGCUCGCCGGGUCGAUCCGAGGCCACGACUCGCCAGUCAACAAGGUCAUGCACUUUUCGCCCUCGCCCUCGCCACUCUCUGACAACGUUUACGCCUCGUCGUCGACAGUUGCUAGCCUGGGCGAAGCCGAUCUGUUGACAGUCGACCCGGCUCCGACUCUGGCCUCGGUGGCUGCCCCAGCCCCAGUGGUCGCCCCGGCCCCGGUGGCCGCCCGCGCGCCGUCUCCAGCGCCCGAGCUGCCCGCCGACGCCCUUUCCAUGGCAGACCUCUCGGUCGAUCACGUGGCCGCCGAGGCUCGGGCCGACGUCGACGAGCUGCUCAAGAUCCGGUACGUGCAGCAGUACAAGGAGAUGCACGCCACGCUGGCUGAUGUCGAGGCCCAGCUGACGGCCAAGAUCCUUGAGACAAAGAAGCUGUCGGAUGCAGUGGCUGCUGCGCGCAACGCAGCCGAUGCGCCUCUGGCCUCUGCGGCCGACCGCGCAGCCGUCGCGGCGGCGGCGGCGCAGCUGGGCAUUCCCGGUGCGGCUUCGGCGUCGCCGGGGAGUCUCAAGACUGAGCUCCACGCACUUUCACGCGAGCUCAAGACUCAGCUUGUUACCUUUGUCUCCAAGCUCAAUGCCGAGAAGCGGAGCGUCGACGCAGACCGGUCGGUCCUCGAUGCUGAGAUUGCGGCGCUGGAGAAGGCGCACGUGGCACACUCGGCGACACUGGCGAGCACCUCGGACUCUGUGGCUCAGCUCAAGGCCCAUUACGACGCGCGCCUUGCGGCGCUCGCUGACAACAACGUCGACGCCCAGCUUGUGCAGCGCGUCCACGAUCUCCGCGCCCAGCUCUCUGCCUGGCGCUCAAAGGCUGCCGCGCUCGAGACCCACAUUGCCCAGCGCGACGCGGUUGAGGCCAAGGCGGCCAUCGCCCUCAGCCUCGCGCCGACCGCCCGUCAGGAGCGCCGCCUCAAGCGGACGUUUAAGCGCGUCGAGCUCUACAUCGAGCGGUUCAACACGCUUGUCAGCGCACAGUCGAGCCUCCGCUCGCUGAUGACCCGCACCUACGACGACAUGUAGUAGCUACGCCACCCUUUUAGUUUAACGGUACGGAAUGGACAGAUUUGUCCAUCGCGCGAGAACAGCCAGAUCGUCGCCCACGUUGCACACAAGGGCGUCGCCAGAACAAGCGGCGGGCGGCAGGACCCACGUGCAAGCCACGC